ACCAACUUCACUCCGUAAAUGUUCGAUCUGUUUCAACUACGUCGAGGCUUGUACAUUUGGGAUUGCGCUUUUCGGUAAUUAUUGUUUUACUCAUUGCAAUAGUGCUUUACAAAUAUUGUGAUUGUAAAUCUAGUCAAAGACAUGGCUUUAUCAGUUGCACUACCUCUGGGAGGAUUGGAGACAGAAAAUUUUAACUCGUUCAGGCAUAUCAUAGACAUAGCGGGCUUAACUCAAUCGCAGACGAGCCCAAGCCCGUCUGUCUCCAGUGAAUCUAGCGGUAUCGGUUCGCUGGGCUCGUUAAAAUCGGAAUCUGUCAAUAACGAUUCCCUGCCGUCUAGUCCUCAGACAACAGAAAAGAAGUUAUUUGAACCCUUUGUGCAACCACAGCCAUGUCUGAAAGAUAAGAAAGUUGAAGAUGUUAAAAUCAUAUACGGAGGGCACGAUAUUCUCAACUUGAGCGCUAAUCUCACUGAUUCUCGAUGGAACUACCGUGCCACAAUGCUGCCAUCCAACAACCCUGCGCUGUUCUUUGCCAACCGGUCUCAAUACCACCGCCUCGGGCCGUACGGAACACGCACACAGUAUGUAAAAGAUUCUUGCCGUAUGUGUGGCUUCACUUGGGUUGUUGCCGCCACAGAGUGAUUGAACAGUGUGUCACCUAAACACUGAACGUACAAGAGCUGGGUAUGACUGGUACACAACAGGUUAAAAAUAUUUUUUUACUGUCACACAAUGGUUGUACAAAUAUAAAUACUUUUGCCAACAACUUCAGUUCAUCUUCACAAACUAAUCUUAUGACAACCUGUUGUUAAGCCUAAUAAACAACGGGACUAUCCUAUUUUCUAAAAAAAAAAUAUUUAUUUAAGAUACUCAGUAAUAUGAACAAAGUAUUUCUGGUGAACUGCAGUCGCUGGACUUGUGACAACUUCCUAAUAUUUGCUUUAAAGUUUUACCCUGGCGUGGCCCAGUUCUACGGAUGACUGUGGAAUAUGCAUGUGGUUAUUGUCGCACACAUUCAUAGAUACAUUUAAUCGUGACUUAAUACUGUGAUCUUAUUUUAAAAAAAGCAAUUUUGACAAAUCCUAUGAAAGUGUGUGACGAUGUAAUUUUAUUUCGUUUUUGUUUUGUUUAACUUAUUUUUUUGUGAUAAAUUAAAAUGUUAGGUUAAUUAAAAUAAUGCCAUAAGUUUUACAGACAUACAAAAUUGGCAUUUGAAAUCCCAAAAACUAGGAUCUUAAUGACUCAUCUAAUUCCAACUCUAUACCGUAAUUUAAUUAAUUUAAAGAAUGAAAAUUAAUAAUAAUAUAUUACGCUAUAUAUUUUAGUUCCUCUUAGAAAUAUCAUUAAUUAUUUGUUAUCCAAAGAAUCUUUUGUUAAUUGAAUGCAUAUUAUAUUUAUAAAUUGUUGAUCUUUGACAAUUUAUAAUGAUUAAUUAUUAUUAUUAAUCAGCACAAAAUCAACAGGCUCAUUCCUUUAGCCUUUAGAUAUUGUGCCUUAUUAUUAUUAAAGCAAUAUUUAAAUUAUGGACAUUUACUUACACCAUAAUGAGUUAUUCCCACCAGUACAUCUUAUAGUUAUUAUUUAAAUAUUGUUUUAUGAUUAUUGUUAGUCUGUAGAGGUUAUUGAUUAGAAAUAUUCCACAGUCAUUUUAAUUAGGUUCAUUGUUUAAAACUUGAAACCAAAAGGUUGCUUCUCGUAACAUUUUCACUUGGAUUUUGACGAGAUGGCAUAAAUUUAUAGCCAAGCUGAUAUAUUUUAGUUUUAAGGUCUAAUUAUGAUGAUUGUUGGAUGUACCGUCCGAGCAUUACAUAAUACUAAUAGUGAUGACGUGUAAUCUAGAGGUUCUCUAGAUACAUUGCCCAUAGAUCCUACCGACUCUGUGAAGGCUUGAACUACUCAUACAUAUGUAGUUAUAUGAAUCCCCAUUGCGGGGUAGAUAGUCAAAAUGGGUUAUCAGUGCAUAUCAUCACAAAUUAAAGCAGUGAUUAGGUAUCCUAAGGUAUUAGUAGUUGUUACAGACCGUUUUAAAACGUUCAAGUCAUUGAUGUGCCCAGAUGCUGGGAUCUAGUGAAAUUAUAGUAAGUCAUUAACAGACUGGCAAUAUCUCUAUAAAUGCAUAUUUAAAUUAUAAUAUUCAUGGUCUCCUUAAAUUAGUCAAGAUAUUUAUUAGUGUGAGUCUCUUGAUCUAUUUGUAAGUAAAUGUGUAAAGUACUAACUAACUAUAUAUGGGUAACCAAUAAUACUGUCCUUACGUGCAACUUUAGUUCUGCUAUGUUGUAAUCAGCUUUAAAUUGGAACUGGAGUAUUUGUACAUGAUAAUGUUGACGUAUUUCCCGCAAAGUUAUUUUUAUAUAAAAAAAAAUGUUGAUAUGUGACAAUACAGUUUGUAGUUUUCCAAAUUUUCUUUAUAUUGAUAUUAUGGUAUUCGCUUCAAGUUCAAGUUUGGCAAAUAUUCUGUAAGGGACCAACAUGAAUUGAUUUGUUUACUUUCAUAACUUUUCAGUAGCAGAACAAUGAAUUGUUAUCACUCUGAAAUUUACAUUGCAUUUUAUCAGCUGUUUUAUCUUUUGAGUCAUCGCCACUUUUAUAUCUGUAAUCAAUAACAAUGGGCUAUGAACAUGAAAAAUAGUGUUUAUCAAUAAGUGAAUAAUUUACAAAAUUUUAUUUUUAUGUUUAUGAUUCAGUGGGUCAUGACUGAACAUAAUAUAGCAUGGAUCUCAGAAUGCAGCUUUUACAGUGAUAGUUAUGCCUAAUGAUAAUCAUUUUUUGUUAAAAAGGGAUCUCGAAAAAAAACUAAAUAAAACACAAAAAUGAGAUGCCCUUUUAUAAAUAAAGUGUACUAUUUAUUAUAUUCUCCAUCACACUACUCACAAAAUGGUUGUUAUGGUUAUCAAAAAAUCAAAUGUUGCAUUCAGAUUAUUAUUAUUAUUUAGUUAAUUAACUUUAUGACAAGUUUCAAUCGAAUGUAGUUCAAAGAAAGUAUUCGGAGCGAUACGCACAGUUUUAUAUAGUUGCUCUUGUUGUGAAGUCUCCUUAAAGUAGUGUAGGAGCCCGUGGCGUCCAAACCGAGGCCGAGGUGCGAUGCAAUACUUGCAUUCCAAUUUGUGUUUUAAGUUAGCAGCCGAUGGGUCGUAGUUGUUAAUGUUUAAUUUAAUCCACAUUGCCAAAUAUUUUGGUUGUUGUGCUAUUUAUUUUUAAAUUAACGGUCUCUUUUUCGGUAAUCAUUUUUAGUACCUUCCAUCGCUAAGUAGGUCUUCAAGUGAUGUUACAAUAUUCGAUCAUUUCAAUUAAGUGCAUUUUUUAUUUUGUUUAGUCAAAUCAUUACAUAUACAUGAUAUUAUACUUAAUGUGUUGUAAUAUAUUUAUUGUUUAUUUGUAUUUAUGAUAAAUAUUUUUUCUCAUUGAACUGUAGUCAAAUGACAGUAUUUUUAUAAUGAAAAUUGUAUAGGGAUGAAGGGUUUAUUGCCUAGACGUGGCGCCCACGGCUCGCCUGGCCGCGCCCAUGGGUCGUCUAGCUGCGCCCACGGGUCGUCUAGCCGCGCCGGGGGUUGUCCGUCCAGCGUGUAUUACGUAUAUCUGAUAAGCAUUAUGUAGGUUUAGCGAAAUAGAAUUAACUCGGAGGCAUACUCCAAGUACCAAAACUUAUUGGUUUAAUGUUAUUCUCUUAUUAUCGUGAUAUAGUGCGUCGCGCGGCGCUGAGCUCAAUAUUUUAGUAACCCUUAAGAAAAUUAAUACCUCUUUUGAAAAGAAUAUAAUUAAUAUAUAUUACAUAUAGUAUAUCCAUUCGAUUAUCACAUAAUAUAAUGUAUUUCCCUGUUUAUUUUGAUGUGAUAUCAUAAAUGACUGAUCUGAAUUUAGUUUUUAAGUUGAUUAUUGAUACACAGUGCUAUUUGGGGAGUGUAAUUAAGAUUUAAUAUUGAAAGUGCCAAUGCUCGUAAUUAUAUCUCUAUGACUGUUCCUUUAGUAGCCGACAGCGCCCUCUGCGACUGUCGCCCGUAGUCCGGUCGCUUGUGCGACGGGGGCGACCGUCCUUCCUAACGCUAAGUUAAAACUGAUAAUAAUUUUAAUUAAUCCACGUAACGUGCACAAUCUCAGUAAUGCUUGCAAUAUUAUGUGUAACAUGUAACAAUUCCUCGUUUUAUAAUUUAAAUCAGCGUAAUGUUUAAGAGUACAAUAUUCAAUGAUGUUAUAUCAUUCUAGUAUCAAAAUUAACCGAAGAUAAAUGUUAUUAUUAGUUAGGUAAAAUUUAAACAUAGCUUUUCGUAUAAUUGAUUGGAAUGUUUUAGUGUAAUGUAGUGUAAUAAAUGUCGGCGUUAGUGCACGCGAAUGUCUCGCGCGGACACUUGCAACAAUACUCGGAUAGUCGACCAGUCGCCCGAGACAAGUCCUCUGCCAAGAGACAGUACAGGGUCGCGACUUGCGGAACGCUACGCAUUAGGCGUCUAUUUGUUGUAAAGAUAAUAAUAGCCGUAGGUAUUUUGUCGUACUUAAAUAAUUAUUCUUACGAUGCCUUAAUUCUGGUUGUCAAUUAGACAUGUCUGCCUAGAGUGUUAUCAUUGUUUUUUUUUUUAUUUAUUUUAGUUUUUGCUGUUCCUCUGUGAACUUCCAGUCCAGGCUGUUCUUUUGAAAUGAUUUUGAGGUCGAUUUAUUUUUACCUAAGUGUUCUUAUUAAAUGUUACCAAAAUGUUUUUAAUAAAAUAUUUUUAUAUGUA
Messenger RNA from Bicyclus anynana (squinting bush brown), 4712 nucleotides. RefSeq lists its product as uncharacterized. Lineage: Eukaryota; Metazoa; Arthropoda; Insecta; Lepidoptera; Nymphalidae. The coding region runs from base 142 to 642 and encodes 166 amino acids. The record is from RefSeq and is a predicted model, not a curated record. The transcript is spliced from 3 exons.